AUGUCCUACCUCCAAUCCGCCCGCCUCACCUACCGCGCCCUGGAAGACACCCCGGAAGACGAAGACUUCCUGCACGCCAUCCAAUCCGACCCGGAAGCCUACGCCAACUCGACGCCCGCCUUACCCAGACCGCAAGCCAAACGCGACACCGUCAAUGGGUACAAGAAGUCCCUGAUGGAGCGGGCGCUGCUGGCAGCCAUCAUCGUGCUGCCGCAUCCCCCGUCGAAUGGCGAAACCACCCUUACCUCCAAUGCUGCAGAGGACACCCCAAAGAUGCAGACGCAGAUAACCACCCCCGGGACCCCGAUCGGUGUGAUCUCCCUCCGCCGCGAGGGCGGGGACUACGCCCACCACCGCGGCACCUCGAUCACCAUCGACAUCGCCCGUGGGUAUCGCGGUCAAGGGUACGGCAGCGAGGCGAUCAACUGGGUGCUGCACUGGGCGUUCCGGCGGGCGGGGCUGCAUCGCGUGGAGAUCCAGGCCCUGGCGUACAAUGAGGGAGCGGUGCGGUUGUAUGAGCGGUUGGGGUUCACGCUUGAGGGCCGUCGGCGGGAGGCGUUCUGGCACGAUGGAAAGUGGUAUGAUGACGUGGUGUUUGGGAUGUUGGAGCGGGAGUGGGAGGAGAGGCAGGCGCGGGUGCAGUCGGUAUAG
This is a messenger RNA of Aspergillus aculeatus ATCC 16872, 651 nucleotides long. RefSeq names its product GNAT family N-acetyltransferase. Lineage: Eukaryota; Fungi; Ascomycota; Eurotiomycetes; Eurotiales; Aspergillaceae. Bases 1 to 651 code for a protein of 216 amino acids. The transcript has a single exon. The record is from RefSeq and is a predicted model, not a curated record. Gene Ontology annotation, molecular function: acyltransferase activity, transferring groups other than amino-acyl groups.